UUCUUUUAUAUAUAUAUAUAUAUAGUUGUUUGUUAAAAGUUAGAUUAGUUAACAAGUAUGGAAGGAUUUGAGGUUGGAAAGCGAGACGAAAGUAUUUGUCCGAUGAAGAAACGGCGGACUAAACGGCCGCGCCACCAUGACACGUCGUCGUCGCUUUCAUCUUUCAGUGAUAAUUCCGGCGGGUUUGAUCAUCGUCGUUCUCUAUCCAACGAUUCGGAUAUCGAGUUGAAUCAUCACAGGGUUGAAGAAGAAGAAGACAUGGCCAAGUGUUUAAUGCUUUUGUCUCAAGGCCACAUCAGGAAACCGCCGCCGUCUGCGGCGGCGGCGGCGGCGGCGGGGAUGAACAGGGAAGUCUACGAGUGCAAGACGUGUAAUCGCGUGUUCCCAUCAUUCCAGGCCCUCGGCGGCCACCGAGCUAGUCACCGGAAACCAAAGGCGGCGGCGGCGGAACAGCAACAACAAAAUCAAGAAAGUGUCGUCGUCGACGACGAUGUUACAACGUUGUCGCUUCAAAUUCCCGGCCGCCCGCCCGCCGUGACGAGCUCUCCUCCUCGUAACAAAGUUAGUAAUCGGAUUCACGAAUGUUCCAUCUGCGGGGCAGAGUUUAGCUCCGGCCAAGCCUUGGGGGGUCAUAUGAGGAGGCAUAGACCGCUGCCCAGCAUUGCCGCCGCCGAUCAAGAAAUCAAGAAGCCCAGCCUUCGAUUGGCUUUAGACCUUAACUUGCCGGCGCCGGAAGACGAUCACCGGGAAAUAACCAAAUUCCCAUUUGCAUCCAAGGAACAAGUCAUCGUCUUCUCGGCUUCGCCUUUGGUCGAUUGCCACUAUUGAUCAUCGUAUUCUUUUUCAUUCCUUUCACUGUGAAAUUAUUAAUUAUUACUGCAUUUGUUAACGUUUAAGUCCAUUGUUAUACAUUUAAAGGAUUACCAAAUAUCCAUUCUUUCAA
Ipomoea nil (Japanese morning glory) is the source of this 943-nucleotide messenger RNA. RefSeq names its product zinc finger protein ZAT5-like. The record is from RefSeq and is a predicted model, not a curated record. The transcript has 2 exons. Bases 58 to 828 code for a protein of 256 amino acids. NCBI's taxonomy places the organism in Eukaryota, Viridiplantae, Streptophyta, Magnoliopsida, Solanales, Convolvulaceae.